AUAGCUGUAGCUUAACCUUGGAACAUUAUAUCAUCAAAAUAAAGUUAUUAUGUUGUCUUUAAGUAAUUCCUGCAUUGUUUGAACGUUAUUACGGCGCUCUUGUCCCCGUUGUCGCCACUAAUGCCUUCUUCUUACCCUUCCCUUCCCUUGUCUUGUAGAUGCCUCGGCUACUAUUUUACGAAAGUAUGCCUUUCAUGAAUCAUUUUGAUAAACUUUUUGUCAUCCGCGGCUAUUUCGAUUCCAAGAGUAUUAGCCCAGCUGCUCGUUUCACCUAUUGUUGACCAUAUUACAUCAUUCAUUCCCAUUUCAUUUGCAGUUCGUUUUAACCUGCAGUAGAGCAGAUGCGACGAUAAGAGAGGUUGGACAUGCUGAAGUUCUAUUUCGUAAGCCUCCUGCAUCACACAUAAUCUAGGCGUUCAUAUUCCAACGAACUCAUAUGCUUCACGCGUAAUCAGUCUAGCGCAUGGCGAACAGCUCUUGCGUAAUCAACCAUUUAUCCUAAUGUGCUAUAGCGGGUCCUUCUAUUGUAAUCCAAUUUCAUCACAACUCUACAUGAUCCAGUGGAUGGACAAGCGUCUUAUUCGCCAGUAAAAAGCUAAAAGUCAUCAUUCAGACGUCUGCUUCGAAAGCGUUUCUUACGCAGCAAGUGGUCAUUUGCGUCUCUUCUUUGAAUUAAAGAACAUCAAGACUGACAGACAGUUAAAAUGUCAGCUGCAAGCGUUCUCUCACCCAGGCAAGCGCCUGUGCCACACUCUUUCUUUCCCUAUAGAAGAACCUUCUCCUUGCAUUUUGCAAGUGACUCAAUGUGUCUCGAAGUUGGCAGUUUGGGAUUAGUACCUAGUACGUCUGACGAGAGGACCAGGAGCUGUUAUUCCCAGCAUAUAGCAGAACCAGCAUGUUGUUGGUAUACGUCCUGUUCGUUGCUGUUGCACUUUGUAGUGCAAUGCCAAAAGCAGAAGGGAGAGAUUCUUCGGCAGUAUGCACGAUGAAAAAAGGAAAAGGUGAAGAUUUUACCCUGACGAUACUGCACACGAAUGACAUUCACAGUCACUUUGACGAGAGUAACCAAUGGGGAGGUCCAUGCACGCCCAAGAAGAACAGCACAGCGCACUGUGUCGGUGGUGUUACACGGCUGGCAACGUUGGUGAAAAAAAUGAGGAAAGACUAUCCCGAUGCCCUGCUGAUGAAUGCUGGUGAUACCUACCAAGGCAGUGUCUGGUACACUGUCUUAAAGGACAGAAUAGUCUCUGCUGUAAUGAAAGAACUGAAAUAUGACGCUGUUUGUCUUGGAAAUCAUGAGUUCGACGACGGUCCUGCUGGCCUGGCACCUUUUCUGGGGAACAUGACCGAAGUUGGUACCAAGGUUAUCACAACCAAUGUCGACAUCAGUGACGAGCCAAUCCUGAAUGGCAAGGAAGUAUUGAAAUCGCACAUAUUUUGCAUUAACGGAACCAAAAUUGGGGUGCUCGGAGCGGUUACGGAAGAGACACGAACCAUUGCUUCACCUGGGCGAGUGAAAAUUGAAGACGUAAUCCCAGCCCUCAGAAAAGAAGGCCAGAAACUGAAACAGCAAGGCGCACAUAUCAUUGUGGCGAUCACGCACACUGGUUACGAUGUCGAUCCCAAAAUAGUGAAGAGUGUCAAGACUUUGGACAUCUUGGUUGGAGGACACACAAACACAUUCUUGUACAAUGGCACUCCACCUACGAAUGACAAAGUCGAAGGUGACUAUCCGACAGUGGUUAGAAGGGACGAUGGAACUAUAGGAUUGAUUGUGCAAGACUUUUGGUUUGCCAAGUACCUAGGAUUCCUACAGGUUACCUUCGAUAGUAACGGAAAGGUUAAGUCUUGGAAAGGCAAUCCAAUUCCAGUGAAUCAUUCAUACGAAGAAGAUGAAGACAUGAAGAAUGUCUUGGAACCGCACCGCAAAAUUGUGAUCAAGGCUGGCAAGCGUCCAAUCGGGAGCUCCAAAGUCCUGCUGUCUGCUGACAAUAAAACGUGCCGUCUCGGAGAAUGCAACAUGAUGAACAUGGUCUGUGACGCCUUUUUCGCGUACUACGCUGACCAAAACUCUUCGGAAGACAUGUGGUCCAACGUCGCCGCUGCUGUCGUCAAUUCAGGAUUCGCAAGAUCAUCACUUCCGAAAAGUGACAAAUUAACGAUGUUCAACGUAAUGAAGGCCCUCCCUUAUGAAUCAAGCCUUGCCCUCCUUACACUGACCGGUGCUCAACUUCGCCGUAUGUUCGAGCACGGCGUUGCUCAGUUCACUAUCACCAGCGAUCCAAGAGGGGAAUUCUUGCAGGUGUCAGGAAUGAAAGCUGUCAUUGACCUGGGGAAGGAGAGCGGAAGUAGGGUUGUAAGCCUGCAAAUCCUGUGCACAAAAUGCCUCGUGCCUCGAUACGAAGAUGUAGACGAUACAGCCACGUACACAAUUGCUACGACUUCGUACAUAGUAAACGGUGGAGACGGCUUCAAAUUCGACGAUAGUGUCAAAGUGGAGACGAAAGGUGUGGUUGACAGCGAGGUGUAUCUGCCAUACAUCCAGAAGGUAUCCCCGCUGAAGACAGCAGUCGAAGGACGUAUCACGCUACUCAACUUUCCCAACAGUACUUCCGUGUCCGGCCGAUCUGAUCAGAAGUGGAAGUACGAGAUCUGGGUCUGAGAGCAGUUCUACGAACUGUCCAUGCUCAAGUGUGACAAUAAAGCUGCUAAUGCUAACCAUG
Ornithodoros turicata is the source of this 2723-nucleotide messenger RNA. RefSeq names its product protein 5NUC-like. The record is from RefSeq and is a predicted model, not a curated record. Bases 896 to 2662 code for a protein of 588 amino acids. Gene Ontology annotation, molecular function: nucleotide binding; metal ion binding; 5'-nucleotidase activity. Gene Ontology annotation, biological process: AMP catabolic process. The transcript is spliced from 9 exons. Gene Ontology annotation, cellular component: plasma membrane. Lineage: Eukaryota; Metazoa; Arthropoda; Arachnida; Ixodida; Argasidae.